This is a messenger RNA of Arabidopsis thaliana (thale cress), 1059 nucleotides long. RefSeq lists its product as uncharacterized. The transcript is spliced from 2 exons. The record is from RefSeq and is marked reviewed. Bases 298 to 732 code for a protein of 144 amino acids. NCBI's taxonomy places the organism in Eukaryota, Viridiplantae, Streptophyta, Magnoliopsida, Brassicales, Brassicaceae.
UCGGAAACCAAUCUUUAUACGGUGGGUUUGAAUUUCUGUUGAAGAAAGAGGAGAAGCUGCCAAAAGAGGACCGAGAUCAAGUCAAAUAUCUUCUUUUGCAACAAGACAAAAUUAGGGUUUAUCCAUAAACAAUUCCCAGAAGUUCUCUUGUGGAAUUCAAAAUCCCUGAAAUCAUAUAAUCUCUCUAUUCAAAACAUUUGCUCUUGCAAAAGCUUAAACAUCACAGCUUCCUCAGGUGAUUCUUCGAAAACCCAGCAAAAAAGUCAGAUUCUUUCUAUUGGAAUCAACAAAGGUCCGAUGAAUUCAUAUCUCUUCCGCGUAAUCUGUAUACUCCAUUCGAUUAUCGCACUCACAAGUGGAACUCUGAUGAUGUUCUACACAGAGAAAGCUUCGAUCUUUGGACAUGGUAGUGAUAUAGCAAACAAGCUCAAAGGAUCAACACCUCACGACGAGCAGCUUAUUCAGAUUUCUCAGUCAUUCUCUGGUUUGCUUCUCUUUGCUAUCGGAUUGGUGCUUUUCAUGGUGUCGUUUGUGAAAGACAGAGAGUUUCAUAGCUUCUUUGCAGCUGGUUCUGUGAUUCUCUAUAUGGUUAUGGCUUUAUGGAGAGUUAUGUUUGAGUGGAAGAUUGAAGAUCUUGCUUUUGAAUGUCCCAAGCAAGCCCUUGGAGAUAUUGCUUUAGCUGUCUCAUGGGUUUUCUUCCUCGUUUAUACAUGGAGAGAGAAGUAUGAUUGAUGUUUUUUUUUUUUUUCUUAAACUAUUGUCGGUUUUUAUAGAUUCAGAUGAUCAAGUGUCAAUGAAAUAGAGGAAUUGUCAAUGAAAAUGGUUUGUUUUUUCAACUGUGAAAACAUCACAAGUCUUAGGUUCCUUCAUUCUUGAAACUUAUUUUGUAAAUCUGUGUAAAUACUCUGUUUGAGUGAAAUUCUCAUUUGUGAAACAUUGUUUUUUUUUCUGCAAGUAUUUCAAUAUGUUGGCAAGGUACUACAAUCUAGAAACAAAGAUGGAGAUGAGCAAACUACAGCAGUUUCCAAUAAGGGAUAAUAAGUUCAUCUGCUAUAAAAG